Molecule: messenger RNA, 2095 nt
Organism: Triticum dicoccoides
Lineage: Eukaryota; Viridiplantae; Streptophyta; Magnoliopsida; Poales; Poaceae
Exons: 2
Coding region: 261-1874 (537 amino acids)
Source: RefSeq, a predicted model, not a curated record
UCUCCGGCCCCCGCGUGCCCAUGCCCCGCUUCCCUGGCCCCUCUCUCCCCCCGCGGCUCGCCCUCCCCGCCUCGUUCCUAUAAGGAGGCGCUGCUCUCCCCUGCAGCUCCUCCACACAGCCUUCGACGCCUCCUAGCCUUCCUCCCCUCGCCGGUCAAGAAACUGUGCCACAAGUGCUACUCCUCGGUUCACCUCGUCCGAGAUUGCCGUGACCCCGUGCGGUGUCGUGACUGCGGUCGUUCCGGCCACAUCAGCUCGCAAUGCUCUCCGACGUGCUCUCCCGCUCCCCCUCCGCCCGGUCCCGCUCCAUUUCCCCCGUCCGCUCCCCUCCCCGUGAGCACUGGAUGACUCGAUACUUCAGGGAGGUCGAGGCCGAGCGCACCGUGCCCUUCUCCUCGCGCCCCCCGACUCCGUUCCCCAGCGGCGCUCCCUCCUCCUCCGGCGCAAGCUCCCCCGACUCUCCGAUGGAGCCGACGGCUGCCGGGGGACCCAACCCUGCGGCCAGCAGCUCCGCUGGCGACCAUGAGCCGGCUGAGCGUCGCCGCCCGGAGUACGCCGAGUGCUUCAUGCCCUUGGCGGACAUGACGCACUCCCGCUGCUUCGCCUAUGCCCUCAUCGACCCUCCGUUGCCAAGCCCGGCGGACCUCCUGCGUCGGGCGUUUGAGCUACGUGCCGGCAACCCUCCGAUGCGCCUGGCGCCGUCCCACUACGGCGCCAUGAUGGUGAUCUUCUCCUCGGAGCCCGCUCGAGAGUUCGCCAUGCGCGAGUUCUUCCCGCUCCCCUUCGACGGCCACGUCAUCCUCCUCGAGCGGCCAGAGAACGGCGAGAACCGCUUCGGCUGGGAGUAUACGUGCUUCGCGCAACUCUCGGCCACCGGCUUCCCCCUCGAGCAUUGGCAUGAGGCCGGCAUCCGCAACGCCUUCCGCUCCAUCGGCAACGUCUGCUGCAUCGACCCCCUCUGCCUCAACGAGCUGGACUUCUCCGCGGUCCGCCUCGUCAUCCGCCUGGAGCACGAGGACGACGUCCCGCAUGCGCUGCUUCUCCGCAACUACGACGGCGACCUCUCUACGGACGUGUCCAUCCGCCGGGUCUGCUCCUGGACCGUGGCUGAGGAUGGCUCCUCCGUCUCCUCCCACCACUUCGAGCCGUCCGGUGGCUCGCCUCCACCCUCCCCGCGCGUGCGUCGCUCCUCGGCUAUGGACGACAUCGACACCGAGAGCCUCCGCGGGUUCGGGUCCCUCUCGCUUGAGGCGGCCCCCUUUGCUCCCGCGCCCCCGGCCGGCGCUUCGGGUGGCCAGGACAGCCCCGCCCUGGCUCGCCUUCGGUGCGAGAUCGGCCGUCGCCUCUCGUGCCUUCUGACGGAGCCCUUCCCCACCCGCUGGUGCUCCCUCCUCCCGCCGGCCACACCCCUCGUCCUAGAGGGCGAGACCGAGCCCGAGGCUGCGUCUGACUCCUCCCUCUCCUCUGGGGGGGUCUACGCCGCGGCUGAUGCAGAGGCUCCGCUCCUGGCGCCUUCCGACCUCCGCAACAACGAACACGAGCACGCCGCGUGCAAGCGCCGCGGCCUCCGCAAACGCGCCGUCGACUCCGAGUUCGUGGAGGGGCGUCGCAGCCUGCGCCUUGCCGGGAAGGAGCCGGCCGCCUACGUGAAGAUGCUUGAGCGGGCCAAAGCGGUGAAGGCGGCGCGGUUCGAUUCCUCCAAGGGCUCUCCGCGUCUCCGUGCUGCUAUCAGGGCUGCGGGCAUCGAUGAGGACGAUGGCGUCGUUCCUCCCAUGCCUCUUCGUCUGCUUCAGGAGCUGGGUGCUCCAUGCGGUGUGGACCUUGAGGCUCUUGCAACCGGGGCCCGCACUGAGGUGGCUGCCCGCGCCCCAUGAUCUGCAUGCAACUCCCCGGGGCCCCUACUCUCCAUCGACGUUUCUCUCCUGCUGGGCCCCCUGCAUGUGUCUUUCCUCCCCUGCUUCCUUUUAGUUCCACAGGCUUGCCGUGCUCCCGUCCGUGGAUCCCGACGUGGGGUUGUCGAAGCGCGUUAUCCUCUCUUCUUUUUUCUUUUCCCCCUGUGGGGUAUGUAGUGGCCUUAGGCCCACCUGUUAUUUCA